GUCUGUCUGUCUGUCUGUCUCUCUCUCUCUCUCUGUCUGUCUGUCACCUGUCUGUCUGUCUGUCUGUCUCUCUCUCUCUCUCUCUGUCUGUCACCUGUCUGUCUGUCUGUCUGCUUCCUGUCUCACGGGGCCGUCCAUCACCGGAGCUCCUCCCCCCCGGAGCCCCUCCCCCCGGAGCUCCUCCCCCCAGUCGACCCGGAGCGGACACACUCACACACACCGAGGAGAGACGGACCCCGCCCUGCGGUCGAUGGCGUCCUUCAUCUCCAUCCUCCUCUUCCUCGUCACCACAGCAGCUCCGUCCCGUCAGCUGACAGAGCCCAUAUGCUAUGAAUGGGGGGAGUCCAGUGAGGGGGGGGUCUCUGUCCUGGAGGGGGAGGCCUGUUGGCUCUCCUGUCCUCUUUUCUCUCAUCCCUCUGUCUACAACUACACCUCCACCAAGAGCACCGGACACAACCUCUUCUGGUACCGCCUCCCCGAGGGUCACGACCUGGAGCAGCCAAUCACAUACAGCUCGCGGCUCAGUAAAGACCGUGAGAGACUGUGGCUGCAGCCGGCCGUCGUCGAGGACAGCGGACAGUACAUCUGCAUGUUAUGUAACAAGUCGUCCUGCAGUAAGAUAUCCAUGCGCCUGACGGUGAUGCGGCGUGAGGAAUCGGUCGCGGACUCCGACUGCCCGCCGCUGGUUGCCGUGGCAACGAGCUACGAAGAAAUCCCAUUGGAGGGAGGGGGGAUCCUGGACUGCCCAGACCUGCAGGACGUCACCAAGAUGGCCGACAGUGAGCCCACCAUCACCUGGUACUACGUGUCAACAAACGGCAUGUGUUACAAGUCUCCUUUCUGGAACAAGAACCGGCAGCUGACAGGAUCCAGUCUGGAGAUCUUCAUCAUGUCCGACUUGUUCUGUGGUUUAUAUUUCUGUACAGUCUCGUACCUGAGGAGAGGAACAGUCCUCAACUUCACCGGGAGCAUCAACGUCACCGCCGUCUAUUCACCCUUUCUGCCUAAAGAACCCAGCAUCCUGCUGCCGUCCACCAAUCAACUGUUCACUGUCAAACAGGGUGAGGAGGUGCGUCUGCUUUGCAGAGGCCUGUUCCCACACCUGAAAUCACUCUGGGAAAUCUGGUGGACGGUCGACGGCAAGACGCCGGAUAAACUCCCUGACCACCAGCGCUUCUCCAAGAUCAACAGGCAGGUUAAGUGUGACCACGGGGACCGGACAGAGGAGAGUGUUCUGGUGAUCCAGGACUUAGUGUCUGAGGAUCUGAACCGAGAGUUUAACUGCUCAGUGAAGAACGACCGAGGCUUCGAGACGCGCAGAGCUCAGCUGAAGGAGGAGGUGUCGCUGCCGUCCCUGGAGCUCGGGUGUGGUCUCGCCGUGACACUGGUCCUGAUGCUGCUGCUCUUCGUGGUCUAUCACGUCUUCUGGCUGGAGCUGCUGCUGCUCUACAGAUCCUGGUUCGGCAGCGACGAGCGACACACAGACGAUAAGGAGUACGAUGUGUACAUCUCGUACGCGAGGAACAGCGAGGAGGAGCAGUUUGUUCUGUCGACGCUGCACCGAGUUCUGGAGAACGAGCUCGGAUACUCAGUGUGUAUCUUUGACCGGGACAGUCUGCCGGGAGGGACCAUCACAGAUGAGACUCUGAGUUUUGUGGCUCGUAGCCGGCGCCUCCUGGUGGUCGUCAGCCCCGGCUACGCCAGUAAGGGCUCCCAGGCCCUGCUGGAGCUGAAGGCUGGCAUCGACGGCAUGGCGCUGAGCGGGGACCUGCGGGUGAUCCUGGUCCAGUACAAGCCGGUCCGGUGGCAGGGCUGGGUCCGGGAGCUGAGGAGGGCCCGGGUGGCCCUGGCACUGGUCCGAUGGCAGGGGGACAAGUCCAGAGAGCUGACGUCCCGCUUCUGGAAGAGGCUGAGGGUGGAGCUGCCCGUCAGGAGGGUCAGCCGCAGGGGGGUGGAGGAGGCGGAGGGGGAGGGGAACAGUAAGGAGCUGAUGAGGCUGCACAGUCAGAACAGCACAAACUCCCAGACGGGCCUGAUCAGCAGCACCGACAAAGACCCAAAGAAAGUCCUCAACUGUCCAGCGUAGAACCGCCGGAGGUCGACCGGCAGGUGGAGCAGCACGUAGAGGACGUGAUGAGGUUCAGACACCAGAGUCUGGUUGUGACACUGUCAGUCGGUCGGCUGACAUGAAACUUAGCUUCACUUAGUCAAGUCAACUUUAUUGUCACUUCCUGCAGUUUUGUUCCAGACACAGAGGGAUUGAAAACCCGUUUGUCUCGGACCCACGGUGCAAUAGUACAAAACAAAAAAACAAAAACAAAACAGAAAAUAAGAUACGUAAUAUAUAAAAUAAAUAAAUUCUGAGUAGUGCAAAAGUAAGAGUAAUACACAGGAAACUAAAUCAAUAUAAUAAAUUGAAAAUGUGCAAUAUAAAGGACAUGGAGUGCAGAUUAAAUGUAAUAAAUGUAGAGGCCACUGAUGAAAGUGACGAGUGUUCCUCACAAGAGUCUAUGUAAAGUGACCGGUGCAGUUCCUGGGGGGGGGGGGGGGGGGGGGGCUCUGACUGGCUUUAUAAAACCAGCUACAUUAGCAAAAACAACAACACUUAUUUCAGUGCCUUAUUCACUUUCAAGCAUGUUUCUGCAAAGCAUUUUUUAUUCACUAGCCAGAUUAACAGUGUACAGGGAGGAGCCCUUCAUCAGCGUGCUCAAAUGCUCCCAGUGGAAAUAGCGAUAUUAAUGUUUAACAAGUUUAAUGUUUACUGUGUUCAGCGAACAGUGUGGAACCUUCUAGGCUACCGUCUCUGUUUAGUCUGUUCACAUGCUGAUGGUCUCUAACUCGCACUAAACACUCACGUUGAGCUGAGGCUGAAACCGUGUGGUUUCAUUUAUAGGUAUUUGCUUAUAACGCAGAGUUCACGGUCAUCAUGAAACAACGUUGAAAUGAUUUGGUCGUACUGCUUCGAUCAGAGAUCAUGGAUCGUGAUUAAAAUCUAAAGUAGGCAUCGUCCGCACAUUUCACAACGACAGUUCUUAACAGUCGGAAGAACAUAAAGAAGAUGAAUACGACGUGAUGAAACACGUCAACAGGUCGAGGAAAAGCAAAGGAACAAAGAAAAUGUUUCUCAGACGAAAGCUUUUUCACAGCUUCAUUGCCAGAAUCAUUAUCAUAAAUCAUCUGCACACUAUUCAUUCAUUAUCACAAUCUACUUUUAUUUGUCUACUUGUCGGUCCAGAUUACAGCUUCAUGUUGUUUUUCUCAGAAGCCAGUGCAGAGUUUUAAUGACCCGGCUGAACUGAUAGGUGGAGACACCUGUCAAUCAAGGUAAACAAGUAUACAUCAUCUUCAACGAGACUCAUUAGAGAAAGUGAAAUAAACUGAAUCUUAUUUUAGCUUCACAGCCUCAGCUGUACUUUAGCCUAAAGCUAACAUUAGCAUUACUUAGCAUAUAUAAAAGUAGCAUCCUAUGAGUUGGAUGGAAAAGUCUGGGGAAUCGUCCUCAGGGGACCAUGAAUGUCCGUACCAAAUUUCAUUCCAAUUCCUUGAAUAGUGUCAAGAUAUUUCACCGACUGGCUGAGUGUUAGUGGCCAUAACUGCUGUUUGGCUAAAUAUGUCCUGACUUUUAUAAAAUGUUUUCAAAUAUAAUUUCUCGUGGGUGAACCUGUUGUGUAGACGUUUGUUUUUUUUCUCAUUUACUUCAUUGCAGUCAGACUUUUUAUCAAAGCUGUCUCUAGUGACCGUUAAACGUGUGGAGGUUGAUAACUCUGUUAUCUUUGUUGUUUUUCCAUCGUGAUUUUUUUGCGGCUUCCACUGAAAAACAAGCCAACAGAAAUAAAGUAGGUCGUCAUCAGCAUAGAGGGAUAUUCACCAGAUGCAUCAGACUGUAAAAGCAGCACAGCGAUGAAAUGUUACAGAGCAAUAGAGUAAUACUUGAUCUCUACUUUAAAAUGUUUCAGUUACUCUGCACUUAACAAAAUUUGAUAUAUUUAGUACAUCAACAUUAAAUCAACUCUUUUAACGUGCGAUUUUUUUCUGUGAAAAUAUGUCAUACGCUUUUCACUAUUCCUGCACUUUGUCUCGCUCUAAAGUAUUGUAGGAGUCAACAGUAUUUCAUCUGAUUUUCUUUUUUGUUUCCAUGAAUAAAUGGAAAUAAAUGUU
This is a messenger RNA of Scophthalmus maximus (turbot), 4158 nucleotides long. RefSeq names its product interleukin-1 receptor accessory protein-like. Lineage: Eukaryota; Metazoa; Chordata; Actinopteri; Pleuronectiformes; Scophthalmidae. The transcript is spliced from 12 exons. Bases 251 to 2086 code for a protein of 611 amino acids. The record is from RefSeq and is a predicted model, not a curated record. Gene Ontology annotation, biological process: signal transduction.